Molecule: messenger RNA, 2360 nt
Organism: Gadus macrocephalus (Pacific cod)
Lineage: Eukaryota; Metazoa; Chordata; Actinopteri; Gadiformes; Gadidae
Product: rho GTPase-activating protein 11A
Exons: 13
Coding region: 139-1938 (599 amino acids)
Biological process (GO): neuropeptide signaling pathway; regulation of hormone secretion
Cellular component (GO): secretory granule
Molecular function (GO): enzyme regulator activity
Source: RefSeq, a predicted model, not a curated record
GUUUACCUUUUAGCAGGUGCCAGAUGUGCCAUUGAUGAGCUAGAUGAGGCCGAUGCGACUCGCCUCAGUACUUUUGGCACACAACCACCACUGUGGUGUCCUUAAAGUUUAUUCAGCUUUGUAUUCAUUUAAGUCGCCAUGCCGCCUAUAACAGACGGAAAGGUAAUACGAUUCCAUCUCCAAGUCCUUCAUGGGAUAAAUGUAAAGGGGAGUCUGGAAAAGAAGGAGAGGUCGCUGGUGCUCGGGAGUAGGCUUUUUGGAGUUUCUCUGGAUAACGUCCCGAGGCACUGCAUCCCUGAGUUCGGUCUGGUACCCUGCUUCUUGGUAGAAGCGUGCUCGAUCCUGCGGGAGCGCGCUGGAACCGUAGGACUGUUCCGGAAACCAGGUUCGCUUACCAGGAUUAAGGCGUUAAAGGCAAAGUUAAACCGCGGCGAGGGCUGCUUGUCCACGGCCCUCCCGUACGACGUGGCCGGGCUGGUGAAGGCCUUCUGCAGGGAGCUCCCCCAGCCGCUGUUUCCCUUUGAGCUGCAGAAGGCUCUGCUGCGGGCCCAGGUCCUGCCCAGCCCGCCAGAGAGGACCUCCGCCCUGCAGCUACUGUCCUGCCUGCUGCCUGCCCACAACGCCUCCCUGCUGCACUUCCUGUUCACCUUCCUCCACCAGGUCUCCCAGAGGUGUGCAGAGAACCUGAUGACCAGCAGUAACCUGGCCAUGGUGUUCACCCCCUGUCUCCUGUUCCCGUCCGACGCCUCCAAACUGUCGGAGCGAGAGCUGGAGCUCAGCAUCGAGGUGCUGCGUGCCUUCAUCGACAGCCCUCGGAUGUUUGGUCUGAUUCCAAAGGCGGUGAUGGACAGCAGGUCUUUCAUGGUUGUCUCCCGUCGCACACGGGACGCCCCCUCCAAGAAGAAACACAAAAAAAGAUACAGCUUGCGAGAAGCGCCGCUGUCCACCAAGACGCUGGUCUGGGAUGGUGUGGACCCCACCCAGCACCCCAGGCCCUCCACCCAUCUCAGGAGGAGUCUAGGCGGGGAGUCCUUCCCCAAUGUGCUGCUCUUCAGGGCCUACACACCGCUCCCCGGUCACAUUACCACCACCGCUGAUGUCAGCAAGGACACAUGCCGGACCCCACAAGAGAGACUCAGAAGACUCUGCCGCUUCUCCAAAUUGCCCGGAGGUCCAAAUUCAAGCAACUCUCCCAUACUGACCAGUGUGGGAAAAUUAAGAUGGCAAACAGCUUGGAGAAGAUGCUCUACAGACAGAAUGGGUUCGGCGGUCCGGUUAUCCUUGAUCGGUAUCCUGGCGUACGCAUUGGUGGACAUGGCGUCAGGUCGGAGCCCCCGCAUGGCCACCCAGGUGUCCGAGGCCGAGAUCCAGCGCCUCCUCCACGGCGUGAUGGAGCAGCUUGGGAUCGCUCGCCCCAGGGUGGAGUAUCCCGCUCACCAAGCCACCAAUAUUGUUGGACCACAGAGUAUACAAGGGGGUGCGCAUGAGGGCCUGCAGCACCUCGGCCCCUAUGGGAACAUCCCGAACAUUGUGGCGGAGCUGACGGGAGACAAUGUUCCCAAGGAUUUCAGCGAGGACCACGGCUACCCCGACCCCCCGAACCCAUGUCCCAUUGGGCAGACCGCGUCAGACGGGUGCUUGGAGAAGGCCCUUGACACUGCAGAGUUCAGCAGAGAGUUCCAGAAGCACCAGCACCUGUUUGACCCCGAGCACGACUACCCUGCCCUGGCCAAAUGGAACAAGGAGCUUUUGUACCAAAAACUGAAAGGCGGGCCGAAAAAAAGAAAGAGGAGUGUUAACCCCUACUGGAUGGGCCAGAGGCUGACUAAUGUGGUCGCCAAGAAAUCGGCACCCCACUUCUCUGACGAAGAGAGGGGGGAGGCCCCGACCACUUCUGUCAGCAGCAAAACCACCGCAGCCCCCCAAACGGCCGACUAGCGGGUACGAAUGUCCAGGGGUUCAAAAGUAAAACAGUGAACUGCAGGGAAAGAAUGCGGACGAAGAAAACUAUAGAAUUAUUUGUUUACGAAGAUCAGGGUUAUUCAACAUGUCAUUGUUUGUAUAGUCAUGGUAUCUGUUUGUUUGGUACUUAUUUGGUACUUAACUUAUAGCAAAUGGCACAUAUGGCAAGUUGGAUUAUUGGUAACUAAUCCCUUCUGUAGUGAACCCAUAAGUUAGUUUCUAGGGGGGAAACGCUUCUAGCUUGAUGAAUGGUUUGGACCUUCUUAACAACCAUGGUUGCCCUAACCAAUUAAUGUUAUGCUACUUUAAACUGCCCGGUCUGGUAACUGCACCUUGCCAUAUUGCUUUGUGUUUGGGUUAAUAUGCACUUCAAAUAAAAUCGUCUACUUGCAUUUCAA